AAUCCUGUUGCGCACCUUACUCCCUUCACUCCGGAGCGCUCCUCUGUGGAUACCCUGCGUCCCGCAGAACUACCGCACACCGACGAUGGACGACGAGUUCCCCUCUAACUUAUACCCGGCUCUGCCUGGAGUUUCCGAUGAUCUGAGCCCUAAUACCACCGAGGAGCCCGGUGAGUGGGCAUCCUCGGACGGCGUGGAGACGGUCCACUUCGCCGUGCGCUUCGUCAUGACCUCGGUGUACAUCCUGAUCAUCACCGUGGGUCUGCUGGGCAACACAACCCUGGUGAAGAUCUUCGUCACCAACAGCGCCAUGCGGAGCGUGCCCAACAUCUUCAUCUAGCUGGCGGCUGGAGAGCUGCUGCUACUGGUCACAUGUGUGCCGGUGGACGCCUCCCGCUACCUUUUCGAGGACUGGGUGUUUGGCGAGGCAGCGUGCAAACUCAUCCCUGUCAUCCAGCUGACGUCCGUCGGCGUGUCGGUGUUCACACUGACGGCGCUUAGCGCGGACAGGUAUAAGGCCAUAGUGAACCCGAUGGACAUCCAGACAUCCAGCGCUGUCUUCUGGACAUGUCUCAAAGCUGUUUCUAUCUGGCUUAUGUCCGUCCUGCUGGCUGUUCCUGAGGCCAUCUUCUCACAGGUCGUCCCCAUGCAGGGUCUCAGGGACAACACUAACAUCACCUUUGUGAACUGCGUGCCGUACCCUAUGUCUAACCAGAUGCAUCCUAAGAUCCACUCAGUGAUGAUCUUCCUGGUUUACUUUCUGAUCCCUCUGGUCAUCAUCUCGGUGUAUUACUACCACAUUGCCCGUACACUCAUCAAGAGCGCCCACGACAUGCCGGGGGAAGUCAGCGACCACACCAAGAGACAGAUGGAGACGAGGAAGCGUCUGGCCAAGAUUGUGCUGGUGUUUGUGGGCCUGUUCGCCCUGUGCUGGUUCCCCAACCACGUGCUCUACAUGUACCGCUCCUUCCACUACCACCGGGUGGAUGUGUCACUGGCCCACCUGGUCAUCACGCUACUGGCCAGAGUUCUCAGCUUCUCCUCCUCCUGCGUCAACCCCUUCGCCCUGUACCUGCUCAGCGAGAGCUUCCGCAGGCACUUCAACAGUCAGCUGCGGUGUGGUCGAGGACCCCGCCCCGAGCGCCAGGCCAGCUACUUUCACAGCACCUCCCACAUCCGGCUCACCUCCAUCAAGAAGACCAUGCCCAUUGCCGCUGUCAACCUUCCAGCAGCCAACGGCAGUUCCAGAGAAGAAGUGGCUCUGUGAGGCAAGAGGCUGGGAGUCGGAGAGUCCCGGCUUCACCUCGCCCCAGGACUCCUACAGCCCCAGGUCCUGGGGAGGGAUUUUGGUGCAAAGUCACCUGUAUUGUUGGGUAGAGGAAACUCUGCAGGCCUUGCACCAGGUGAAUGAUUGUACCAGCUGCUCCUGUCACAACAGUUCUCAACCUGGCAACCAAACAUAAAGUCUCUUGGAAAUACAAGGUCAAAGGUCCAAGUGAAGCAAAACCCUUAAAAACGGAAACUGCUUAACUCCUCUACAUCCACAACUCUCCAGGUUUACUGAACUAUGUUUGGUAAAACCAGAUCCCUGCACAAACCACAUGCCUCAGACUGAGACGGUCCUGUAUCAUGUUACCAGAUUAGCCUGCUGUGGAAGUUUGUUUCUCUGUGCUGCUUUGCUGGAAUGCAAUUGAUCUAAAAAGCCAUUUUCAUCUGCUUGGUCUCAGUGUAUUGAUCCACUAUGAGGAGUGCUUCUCAGGAAACCCUCUUUGGUAAGUGUUUGGUUUUUGUCUCUGUUGCU
Molecule: messenger RNA, 1801 nt
Organism: Monopterus albus (swamp eel)
Lineage: Eukaryota; Metazoa; Chordata; Actinopteri; Synbranchiformes; Synbranchidae
Gene: nmbr
Product: neuromedin B receptor
Biological process (GO): G protein-coupled receptor signaling pathway
Cellular component (GO): plasma membrane
Molecular function (GO): neuropeptide receptor activity
Source: RefSeq, a predicted model, not a curated record